AUGGCGGUCUUGGCGGAUCCGGUAGACACGUCGACAGGAGCCAUGCAAAGUGUGCUCGCUAGAAGCAAGCAAGCGAGAAGACUGGAGUCGGAACUCGGGCCACCAAGCCCUAGAGGCUACUCCCAUGGCUCGUCGACGGUCGACAAGAUCCAGUCCAUGUCCAGCAUGAGCUCUAGCUGGGUACGAAGCAGGACUGAGGGCUCAGAGAUGUCUGCGGUGUCAUCCCCGGCCUCCAUCUCAACGAAGGAGCUUCUGACGGAGGUGGACCCGGAGAUCCUUCGCGGCAUUUCGCUGGAUGUCGCUUUGGCAGGGCUGGGGCGACAUUUGCAGCCGCCAGAUUCGGGCAUGUUCAACGUGGACCCGAAGAACUACGCACUCAGCCGGAAGGCAGCAAAAUUUCACGCCUUUCUUAGCCACGACUGGGCAUCUUCCCGCUGGAUGAAGCUGAUCGCUCUGCUCAUCGCUUUCAAUGCGCGAGCUGCUUCAGUCGCCACUACCAUCGCCAGCAUCCUGACAGGACUUCUGUGCGCUUUCAGGGUGCUUCCCAUUGCACCAUGGACUGUUCUCCUUCCGUGUGCCACAUUCUGGCUCUUUAUCCUCUGCUGGCAGCGGAUUCGCAGUGCAGCUGGCUUUCCGGUGGUUGUGUUUCUGGACAAGCUCUGUAUUGCACAGCAUGAUGAAGCCCUCAAAGAGAAGGGCGUAUUGGGUCUGGCAGCUUUCCUCAAUUGCUCGGAUGAGCUGACAAUUCUUUGGUCGAGACGAUACUUCCACCGCCUUUGGUGCAGUUACGAGCUGGCAACCUUCAUGAAGGACAUGGACAAGCACGCCUGUAUCCAGUUGAUCCCGCUCAAAAUGGGAGUCUUGCUAACCCUCCUGGCGCAAGUCGGAUCGAUCGGCUCGGCCCUCUUCUUUCUGUCACUAGACCUUGAUGGCGGUCGUGUCCAUUGCCAUAUCACGACAGGGAGCCUGAUCGCUAGCACGGUCAUCCUGUUCUUUCCUUUGCUGAACUACAUUGGCUUUGAGUUCAUGCAGGAGCUCGAGGAGUUGCCGCGGCAGAUUUGCAACUUUCGGGUCCAGGAAGCUCAAUGCUUUUGCUGCUCGAAUCAGCACCGGCACCCGGAGACUGGCGCAGAAAUCCCUUGCGAUCGUGUGACGGUGGCUCAGACGCUGCAGCAGUGGUUCGGACGGCCAGGUGACAUCGGCGAGGAGUAUUGCAGACGCUUCAAUCGCUUGGUGCGUAACAAAUUGGGUCCCAAAAUCCUACGUUCUGUUGGAGGCGAUGCUCUGCCCCUCUCGUACGUGCUCUACGUGAUCUGUUCCAGUACCAUGCCAUGGCUGUCAACUGUCAUCGCUCGAAUUGCACAAGGACCGGCUCGGGCACCUGCCGGGCUCGGGUCCCUCGUGUGGAGCCUGCGUCUUUUGCUGGAGUGGGCACAACUCUGCCUCGCACUGUUGUUCAUAAUGCGCAUUAGCAUGUUGAUGUGGAAAAAGGGCAGCAGCAUGAAGCUGCGGAGAAACCGUCUCCUGGCUGCUCUUGCCAUGGUCGUUCCAGACAUGGCAGCAGGCAUUGCAACUUGGUGGUGUUUUGUUCUAGUCUAUGACAGCACCGCGAACAGCAGCAUGCUGCCUGGAAUUCCUUUCAUUCUGGUGCUUCUCCUCGACGUGUACCUGUAUUGGCCGCCCAACGUUCGGGUGGCCGACUUGGAGCAAAGGGAGAAGGACACCGAGUCCGGCAUGAUGUCUCCAGGUGCAUCGACACAAGCGAGCGCAAGCUGGUUGUCCUCGAAUGUUGGGCCACGCAAGGGCCACGGCUUCGCGUUGAAGGAAGGCUUUUACUUCGGCAAGGACGCAAGCAAUCUUGAAGGACUGCCGACGGAUGAACAGGACCAUUUCAGCAUCUGA
Symbiodinium natans is the source of this 1902-nucleotide messenger RNA. Lineage: Eukaryota; Dinophyceae; Suessiales; Symbiodiniaceae. The record is from the annotation of a GenBank genome assembly.